AGAAAAGUCAGAAAUUUCAAAUAUUCAUUUACUUUAGAGCAAAAAGAAAAAGAAAAAGAAAAAUGAAAAUGGUUGCUUUAAGCUUUUGUAGUAGUAGAUUAUAAGAGGGUCCCGUGACCCGUCCCACCCCCGAUUCCCCUCUUCCAUAUUUGCGUUGGUUGUAUAGGAAUAGGACCCAAAGAGAAGCGUUUCGAAGCCUCCCAUUUUGUAGAAGAAGAGCCUUCUUUCUGAACCCUCUUGUUUUUUGUUUGUUGGGUUGAAGAAGAAGGCUCUCCUGUUUUCGGCGAAUUCGCCCAAUAUGAUUAGACUCUGGAUUGAUGCCUUGCAAUUGACGGAAUUAUUUCUCAGCUCUUUGGUUCAUUUGGUGUAUGCGUUUUACAUUUUUAGCUCAGCCCUCGCAGGGGAUCUCUCUCAAGCCAUAAACCAAUGGCUUUUCUCCCCUUCCGCUAAACUUCAGGUCCAUCGGGAUUCUUCCGCACCAACAACACCCGAUGUCCACACUCUCCCUCCAAUUGUAUUGGUCCAUGGAAUUUUUGGUUUUGGCCAAGGAAGAUUGGGAGGUUUGUCUUACUUUGCGGGUGCGGAGAAGAAAGACGAUAGGGUGCUUGUGCCUGAUCUAGGAUCCUUAACCAGCAUUUAUGACAGGGCUCGCGAAUUGUUCUAUUAUCUGAAAGGCGGACGAGUUGAUUAUGGGGAAGAACACAGCAAGACCUAUGGCCACUCCCAAUUUGGGCGAGUUUAUGAACGAGGACAUUAUCCUCAAUGGGAUGAAGAUCAUCCUAUUCACUUUGUGGGGCAUUCUGCCGGAGCUCAGGUCGUUCGGGUACUCCAACAAAUGCUCGCUGAUAAGGCAUUCAAGGGGUAUGAGAAUACCACGGACAAUUGGAUAAUAAGCAUCACGUCCUUAUCAGGAGUAUUCAAUGGGACUACUAGGGCCUACUUGGAUGGGAUGCAGCCAGAAGAUGGGAGAUCAAUGAAGACUAUAUCCCUGCUACAGUUGUGCCGCCUGGGUGUUAUAGUAUAUGAUUGGAUUAACAUUCCCUGGUUGAAAGAAUAUUAUAGCUUUGGGUUUGAUCACUUCAACAUGUCGUGGAAGAAAAUGGGUAUUUGGGGUCUUCUUGAUUCUCUCAUGGGAAAUUCGGGUCCAUUUGCCACUGGAGAUUGGAUCCUUCCUGAUCUUACCAUACAGGGCUCCAUCCGUCUAAACAGCCACUUACAGACCUUUCCUAAUACCUACUAUUUUAACUAUGUAACCAAGUGUACUAGGAAGAUUUUGGGGGUCACUGUUCCAUCAAGCAUAUUUAGAAUCCAUCCCUUGUUUUUUAUUAGAGUUCUGCAGAUGAGUCAAUGGCGCCAUCCUUCAGAUGUCAUUCCACCUUACAAAGGCUACAGAGAUGAAGAUUGGCAGGACAAUGAUGGUGCACUCAACACCAUAUCCAUGACUCACCCACGUUUUCCAGUUGAGCAUCCAAAUCGUCAUGUAGUAAAUGAUUCAGAUUGCAAACCCCUAGAACCUGGUAUCUGGUAUUACAAGGUAAUCGAAGGUGAUCACAUACUGUUCAUAGUGAAUCGGGAGAGAGCAGGAGUUCAAUUUGAUCUCAUAUAUGAUGGCAUUUUCGAACGUUGUAGAAAACAUGUGUUUAGGAAGAACCCCCCAACCUUGCCAAACCAACCUCACCCAUAGGCGCUGUUAUUGUUCCUCACAAUAGCACUCUACAACUAGGGAAUUGAAACAAAAGUAAUUGCCACUGCUAUGGCAUACAACCUUUAGUUACCCCAUUCUUUCCCCCCCUUUCAUGUAAAUAAAAAGACAAAUUCUCUUUGUUUUCUGGAUUCUCUUCCCUGUUCAUCAAAUUGUAGUACCAACCGGCGUAUCUUAAGAGGGUAGACCGCUCAAAAGACUAUUCAAAGAAAAAUUUGCUUUCCCGCUGCAAUGUACUGAAAGCAGCGAAUGAACAAAACGAACUAACAGAGAAUGAUAAAUUAAAUCAGAGUGUAUAUUUAUAAGGCGAAUGGUAUAUGAAAAGGGGGUGGACCUUAAUGAGUAAA
Molecule: messenger RNA, 2049 nt
Organism: Benincasa hispida (wax gourd)
Lineage: Eukaryota; Viridiplantae; Streptophyta; Magnoliopsida; Cucurbitales; Cucurbitaceae
Source: RefSeq, a predicted model, not a curated record